Messenger RNA from Drosophila novamexicana, 874 nucleotides. RefSeq lists its product as uncharacterized. The coding region runs from base 31 to 372 and encodes 113 amino acids. NCBI's taxonomy places the organism in Eukaryota, Metazoa, Arthropoda, Insecta, Diptera, Drosophilidae. The record is from RefSeq and is a predicted model, not a curated record. The transcript has 3 exons.
UGUGCAAACCCACAGGCCCAUAGUUAGACGAUGCUCAGAGCGUGGAUUGUGGUGCUAUUUGCCAAUUUGGUGCUUGGCGAAAGUGGCUCUCAACUGGGAAGCCCUAAUGGCCAAUAUACGUUGAGCAUUCGGCAUCCGGAUGGCAAAACCUUGCGCGAGGAGACCGUAAAACAGGUUCCACCCGGCGUUCCGGAGGUAAAAGGUACGCUCAAUCAGAACUUUGCAGACCAAGGCGUCACUCUGGUGGUCAUCUAUGAGGCGGGGCCCAAUGGAUAUGUGGCCAAGUAUAGCUACAAAAGCGCAGGCAAGCCGGAACAGCCCGUAUUUGCAAUUUUCCUAAGUCCAGCAGUUCUCAAGUCGUCAGCCGGCUAAUUUGUUGCAAUUAACUUUUUAUCUAAUUAAUGGAAUUAGCUUGGUCAUGGGUGAUCCUAGGGCUAGGCAUGUAACAAUUGUAUGCAUUCUAUAGAGUCUAUAAAUGUUCUCCAUUUUGUAGCAGUUUUGUAGCCAUCGACAGAAAGAAAGAUGUGUCGGAAUAGGUCAGAUCGGACCACUAUAUCAUACAUCUAAAAUUUAGCACAACUCUUUUGUCUAUCAAAAUAUUUUAUUUUAUUUUUCUAAAAGCUUGGAGCUUUUUUACAAAACCAAAAGUUUUUGGUUUGCAUUUAUAAACAAAUUUUGCGAAAAGUGCUCAAUUUAUUAAAUUAAAUUGAUCUUAAUAUGACUUAAAACUGCAAAUUGUAUCGUAAUAAACUUUCUUUUCAAAGUUAUUUUCGUUUACAGUAUUCUCAUAUUAUUAAUUUUAGUUUAUGUUAGGCAUAGCAGGUAACCGGUUUCUUGGACUUCGUUGUAUUCUUUGGUUGCUCAAAAGAAUUAG